Metopolophium dirhodum (rose-grain aphid) is the source of this 1396-nucleotide messenger RNA. RefSeq lists its product as uncharacterized. Gene Ontology annotation, cellular component: nucleus; transcription regulator complex. NCBI's taxonomy places the organism in Eukaryota, Metazoa, Arthropoda, Insecta, Hemiptera, Aphididae. Bases 133 to 1188 code for a protein of 351 amino acids. The record is from RefSeq and is a predicted model, not a curated record. Gene Ontology annotation, biological process: regulation of transcription by RNA polymerase II. Gene Ontology annotation, molecular function: DNA binding. The transcript has 2 exons.
UGUAUGCGGCGCGCUGCAUGCGGUGAGGCAUGGCGGUUUUUUCUUGCAGUGCGCGUGCGGUGAAAAGUCAAAAUAUAAAGAAUUAUCUAUAUUUACAUUGUUCAAGUUGUUAUCAAUACGUUAUCAAUUGUAAUGAUUGUACCAAACUUCAAACUAUCUAAUAACACAGAACAUUAUUUUUGGUAUUUUUUAAAAAUAUAUUUACCUAUACACUUGAAACUUAUAAAAAUGGCGGAGGAUUGUGAAAAAAUGGUGCAAUUGGUUAAGCACAUCGAAAACCACCCAUGUCUUUUUGAUUACAAUAGAGCGGAUUAUUCUAACGACACAGUCAAGACAGCAGCAUGGCAUGAAAUUGCAAAGGAAAAUAAUUUAUCAGUGGCUGAUUGUAAAGAAAAGUGGCGAAAUAUCCGUGGACGAUAUUUACGCCAACUUAAAGAUGUGCCACCAAGUGGAUCAGGGACCAAACGAAAGAAAGUCUAUUACCUUACUGAUUAUUUACACUUUAUUGACCCUUACACCACAUCCCGACCUCAAACUGGCAACCUUACAGGUCUCACAGUAAGUGAAAAUAGUAUUGACUAUUUAGAAGUAGAUGAAAUAGAAUAUGGUUAUGAACAUGAAGAAAGAUCUAUAACAGAUACACAUAGCAUCAAUAAAUGUAUCAAAAAAAAAAGUGGCAUAGAUAGUUCAUCAAAAAAACAACAAUGCUCUUCAUUAGAUGAACUUAAUGUUGCAGCUGCUGGGUAUUUUAAAGAAAAAAGAUCCCAAAAAAAAUCAGAAGAAUUACAAGAUCAUGAUAUGGACUUUUUAAAGAGCUUAUUACCUGAUAUUAAAUCAUUAGAUUCCCAUAAUAAAAGAAAGUUAAAAAUUAACAUUAUGCAAUUAGUCGAUGAUGCUUGUAAAGAGGCAUCAUACAAUAAGAAUACAAAUGUUCAUAAUAUUCAUGACACUCUAUCAUAUUCAAGACAACCUUUACAAGAUCAACAACCACUGUCUAAUUUUCAACUAAGAGAACUAUAUUAUAAGCAACCACCACAGCUAUUUUCACAUCUUGAACGACCACCUUCAUCUUAUGACAAAGAACCACCAACCCAACAACAAAGAUCUACACACCAUAAACAUGAAAUCGACCCAAUGACUCAAUAUCAACCACCAGCAACGCAUGCCCCAAUUUGGACUCCUUUAUAAUGUAACUUAUACAUUUAUGAUUUAUGUUUAAUAUAUUAUUACUAAUAUAUAAACUUGUUAAAAUAAAAUAAAUUAAAAGGUGUUUAAUAAAUGUUAAUUGUAUAAAUAAAGUACCUAGUAACAGAUGUGAUUGCGGGUACUAUUUAAACUUAUAUAAGGAUAGGUAUCAUGAGAGAAAACAUUUUCUGAUUUUGUUCAGAAAUUACCC